Molecule: messenger RNA, 673 nt
Organism: Saccostrea echinata
Lineage: Eukaryota; Metazoa; Mollusca; Bivalvia; Ostreida; Ostreidae
Product: complement C1q-like protein 2
Exons: 3
Coding region: 1-639 (212 amino acids)
Molecular function (GO): protein binding
Source: RefSeq, a predicted model, not a curated record
AUGUAUUGUGCAAUUGCAAUUAACAUACUAGAGGGCAUAGAAAUAAUUGCUCAGGACCCUGACGGGUAUACAGACAAACUGCGGAUAACAGCUUUUACGUUAGUCCUUUUGGUUAUUCAUACGACCUUUAUUGUCGCAGAGACAUCAACGCCGACAAAGUUCAUCAAAGAAUUCGAUGGUUAUAUGAGCGUUUGCCAGCGAGUUGGUUGGGGACCAAAGAAAGGUUGUGCUUCAGUUGGUCAUGUGAUUGCCUUCCACGCCGCCAUUAAAUCUCACCUCAGUAACGUUCCCGUAAACACAAUCAUAAAAUAUGAGGACGUCUUACUGAAUAAAGGUAAAGGAUAUGAUCCCAAAACAGGUAUCUUUACAGCACCAGAGGACGGUGUCUACUUCUUCGAGUGGACGUUUAUUACCACCAAGAAAUCGUCUGUUUAUAUAGAGGCGGUGGUUGAUGGUGUGAGGAAAGCCUCGACUUGUGUCUAUCACCAGCAAAGCAAUCAUGUCAGUACCUCGGGACAUUUGCUUUAUGAACUGAAGAGAGGAAACAAAGUAUGGAUCAGAACAUUUUAUAUAACGGCUGGAUACAUGUACGCUGACAAGUACACUUAUUUCUCGGGAUACAAAAUAAGCUACUUCUAGAUAGCACAGAAGAACACCACAUAAAUAUUGAUGA